Messenger RNA from Panonychus citri (citrus red mite), 1325 nucleotides. Its product is annotated as regucalcin-like. Gene Ontology annotation, molecular function: gluconolactonase activity; calcium ion binding. The record is from RefSeq and is a predicted model, not a curated record. Gene Ontology annotation, biological process: L-ascorbic acid biosynthetic process. The transcript is spliced from 4 exons. Lineage: Eukaryota; Metazoa; Arthropoda; Arachnida; Trombidiformes; Tetranychidae. Bases 262 to 1194 code for a protein of 310 amino acids.
AGUGAUCAUAUGUUUUUCUCUUGAAAAAAAGUUGAUCAGUUAAUUAAUUAACGAAUGAUUUUUAUCUAAUCAAUUUAAGUGAACCUUUUUUCGACAUUUAUACAACAAUUAGUUGGUCAAAUUGAUCCAGUGAUUAAAGUUUUCUGAUUAUCGCUGAUAUUGUAGAUUGGUUUUCACACUCAGAAAACAUUAAGUCUUAGCCAACAAUUAACUUUAACUGGUAACUUUUGACUUUGUGUACUUUUAAUUGUUACUAUCAACAUGAGUGAUUUAAGAUUUAAACUCAAUCGUAUCUCACCUUAUACUCUUGAUCUUGGUGAGGGUCCACAUUAUGAUGAAUUAACUGAUCGUUUAUAUCAUGUCGAUAUAAUUAAAGGUGAAUGUUAUUGGCUCGAUACGAAAACGGGAUCAUUUGAGUGUUUCAACUUUGAUUCUGGACUUUCGUUGAUUGUGCCGAUAGAAGGUCAAGAAAAUAAGUUUAUCAUCAGUCAAAAUCAAUCGCUUGUUAAAUUAGAUUUGUCAACGAAAAAACUAGAACCAAUUGGAUCGGUUGACUCAGGAAGAGACACUCGAAUCAAUGACGGUAAAUGUGACCCUAAAGGUAGACUUUGGUUUGGUACAAUGAACUGGGAACGGAAACCAGGUCAAUUCGCUCGUGGUCUUGGUAACCUUUAUACUCUUGAUUGCGAUGGUCAGAUAUCUUUGAAACAAGACAAUGUAACGAUUUCCAAUGGAUUGGCCUGGUCAAGUGAUAAUCGAACCUUUUAUUACAUUGACUCAGUUGAACGUCAAGUUUGGGCUUAUGAUUAUGAUCUUCAAACGGGAGACAUAAGUAAUCGUAAAGUUUGUGUUGACUACAAACUAUUGUCUAGUUUCGUUGACAAUGAAGUUCCCGAUGGUAUGACGAUUGAUUUACAUGAUAAACUUUGGGUCGCUUCAUUUAAUGGCAAAAAAGUGACUCGAUUUGAUCCAGAAACAGGAAAAGUUCUUGGUAUCGUUGAGACUCCUUCAAGUAAGACCACAUCGGCUACAUGGGGAGGAAAUGAUUUCAGGACACUUUUUGUGACAUCAGCUACUCAUGGGGCUUCAGCUGAUCAACUCCUCGGUGAACCGGAUGCUGGUGCUGUUUUUAAGGUCACAUUUGACCAAGAAAAUAUCCGUGGAUCAGUCAAUCAAUCAUUUAAAUUUCAAUGAUGGGUUGGUGUUUAACAAGAUGGCCGAAUAUCGAUUAAAAGUAAUUUUUGUCAUUCAAGACUUUAUUUACAUUUCAAUAAAUGGUCACUUUUAAAAUAAAAUUGAUGAUUAGAAUCAUCGAUUGGCACUAA